AGGCGUUCUGCGAUACGUUUGUGUUCAAAAAAAAUCGUCGGCGGUUUCUUUGAAAUAUUUCCAAAUACAUAUAUAUUUGAUAUACGUAUAUACAUAUAACACAUUAGACUUUGUCGGGUACAUCUUUAUUAAAUCGGCAUAUUCGCAAAUAAUUAUAAAGCAAAUCAUGCAGCGACUUAAGUGUUCCGUGUUUGUGUUUCUAUUUUUGGUAAUCAAUGUCGGUCUUGCAUUUAACAUAAUUGGAAUCAAUAAGCAAAUGCUCUACGAGUAUGUGGGCAAUGUUCUUGUUGGCUCCAAACCCCAGGACGAGGGACGUCCGGCACCGCCAACAACCGGUUGGAUUGUCCGUGGAAAAUUAACGCUCCAGCGACAGAGCGAACUGAUCAUGGCCGCAGCGCUGGUCAUAGACGAUGUAACGCUCAACAAUUCGGGCGAAAAGUUUCUACAGAACAAGGAAAUGUAUCCCCCAUAUAAGCCCUUCAAGAUCAUACUGACCAGAGAGGGCACCAUAUCCCAUGUCGUGUUCAAGGAAGGCGAUCCCAUUUGGUCGAUGAACUUCAAGCGCGCCAUUGCCAGCACACUGCAGUUUCAAAUCAAGUCCAGUGGAGCCUUUGUGGUGGAUGAGACGGGCAUACACGGCCAGUGCCAGACCGAAUAUUUUGUCUCCAACAAGACAAACUACAUAUCCAUACGGAAAACGCCGGAGCUCAAGACCUGUGUGCCUUAUUCGGAAGCUAUCCAUGUUACUCGCAGCAAUGUUCCCCCAAACACAUGUGAAUUUGAUCAUCAGAAGAGCGUGAUCAUUGGCAACGAGGCCAUCUACGGCAUACUGCCACACAAUGAGACGGGCUACUUCCUGAGCAUGGCGCAUGCCAAGGGCACUACGCUAAUCCACACCUUUGAGUCGACGGGCGAGGCGCAAUACAUCAACUCGGAGCUUUUGCUAAACUUUCAAAAUGAAACACCCAUCGACAAUCUCAUUGAUAUUGAGACAUCCAUGGCUACAGAAAUAUCAAGUUUGCAACUGCAACCGCUGGAAAUCAACGAUCCGACCGGUGGACGCAAUCCACAGCAGCAGGAAACUCUGAUCUCGGCCGCAGCGGGCCUGCUGGACAACCUAGCCGAGGCACUGGAGAGUACAGAUUUUAAAUUCAAUGAGCCCUACGACUCCACAUUGUCCGAUGUGAUCAAGCUGCUCAGUGAAAUGGACUUUGAAUCGCUAAAGAAACUAUAUACGGAAGUGGACAUUGGUACUUCGUAUCGGCAGGAGACAAUACGAAAUAUUUUUCACGAGAUUAUACCGCGCAUCGGGACAAAAGCCUCAGUAUUUUUAACUCGCCAUCUGGUCAUUGAGAAAUCUAUUAAGUCACCCAUUGCGGUGCAGCUGCUAAUUCCAAUGCCGUUCCACAUAUUUGAACUAUCUGCGGAGCUGGUUAAGGAGUGCGAGGACUUUCUCAACAUCGGACCCGAUCGCCCUGAUGUGCGGCAGGCGGCAAUUUUAAGCUUUGCCACACUCGUUUAUAACGUCUAUGUGGCGCGUGGCAUUGACAAGGAUCAGUUUGAGGAAUAUGUCCAAAAGUAUUUCAAUAUGUACUUGAAUGAUCGUGACUAUGAACAGAAGAUGCUGUUUCUACAGGGCCUUAGCAAUUUGCAGCUGGGCAAUGUGGCCAACUAUCUGGAGCCCAUUGUGUUGGAGGAUGGCAAUGAGGAUCUUAGGUUUAUGGCUGCCUGGACCACACUCGCUUUGGCCGACAAGCGUGCUGAACGCAUCUACGAGAUCUACUGGCCCAUUUUUGAGUCACGUAACGCUAGUUUGGAGCUGCGGGUCGCUGCUGUCACCCUGCUUCUGAUUUCAAAUCCAACGGCUGCGCGACUGAUCAGCAUUCAUCGCAUUAUACAAAGCGAAACCGAUCCACAUCUUAUCAACUAUUAUCGCACAACAGUCACGAGCAUUUCAGAGACAACAUAUCCAUGCUAUCAGCAUCUUCGUCGCCUGCUUUCCUAUAUGCAUCGUCAUCUACCCCAGAAACCGGAGCCCCGCUAUUGGGUAACAGGCAAUUACAUAUUCGAUUACCGAGACUCAAAGUUCGGCAUUGGAGCCAUGCUUCAAACGUUCCUAGUCGGCGAUCCUAAGUCGGAUAUGCCCGUCGUGGUAUAUUUCAAGUUUGACACUGAGGCACUGGGCAAAUUUACGGGUCAGCUGGCGCUGUACAUUAAGGCGCGUGGCCUACCCGAUGCCAUUUGGCAGACCGUGCAGUCCAAAUCCAACAGCUCUGAUCCGUUUACUCACAAGAGCAUUAAAACAUUGCUGGCAAUGCUAAAAGCUCCCAUUGUCAACUCAAAGAAUCUGCACAUUGAGUUCAUAUUGCAAAUGGAAGGCAAAACUGUGCUCUCCUACUAUCUAAAUCAGCGCAUGUUUCAGCAACUGACCUAUGAUAACAUCUUGGAUCGUCUGCAACUUCUGAUCCGCACCGAUAGUCACAUUAACAUGCAAACAGUGCGUUGGCCAUUUAUGAACAAGUACUCGGUACCCACUGUCUUGGGCACAUCCUCCGAUGUCCUGCUGCAGACAACGGUGCUCACAUCGCUGCGCGGCAAUAUUACGGAGCACCGAACACCACCUGGUACGAAGCACACUCUGGAAAUCGAUGCACGCUACUCGUCGUAUGCUUCGGUGCGCAGCCGCAGCUAUAACCCGUUCCUUAAUCUCGAUCAUGAAAUCAAUCGAGAGCAGGGCUUUCUCAUCUACAUACCAUUCAGCAGUGAGCUGACCUUAAAUGAGAGUGGCAGGUGUGCCCGGUAUAGCUUUACGCGUCCCCAGAACCUGACCAGUGGGCUGUCCUUUAAGUCCCGAGCCGUGACCACAACUCGCGGCCUGAUGACCAAAACAGCCGCCGCACCAUUCGAAGAGGUUAUGUAUCCAGAGCGUGUUAAUGAAGUGUUCCAGCCGUUAAGCUAUGCCAUGCCAGACUUGGGAGUCAAACUGAAGGUCAAUAUAAAUCUUAAUGAACUAAUCAAAUUCCGCGGCAUGGUGCUCAAGUCCGAGUUCAUAGAGAAUGGCUUCUCCCGCAACAUGAUCGUCAGUCUGAUGAUGUACACGUUUGGCUUUACUCAGCUCAGUUCCAUACACUUGGGACAUAAUCGCAACUUUACCCUGUUAAUGUACAAUGAAAAUGCCACCAGGAUUGAUGGCAAUAUCUGCGUUGAGGAUGUGCUCAAAACAUCGGAGCUAAAAGGCAAGCAAAUUCAAUUCACACUGGAGCACACAGAUGAGACACAAAUUGUGGAGUCCCUUCACAAAUGGAACGUCAUCGUGGAUAUUCAAACCUCAACCAAAUCCAGUUGGUUUAAGGUCACCGGCAAGGUGCAGCGCAACUCAAAGGACGAUGAAGAGGAUUGGAAAGCCUGCUCCAAGUUGACCUAUGAACCUCUUGUCUUCACCAAACGCCCGCACACACUCAAUGGGUAUGUGGUCUUUGGAUUGGCCGCCGACAAUGGCGAAUGCCCUGAGACCGGCUCCAAGGUGCAGUUUGCUGCACGCGCAGGCCCGUCGGAGCAUGCACGCGCGUUCUUACGCUCAGACAAAAUCUCGCUGACGGACACCGAUUUCUGUCCCAAGGAGGUGCUCAAGUUCUCGCCCAUACCCACAUCGAAGUAUUGCAAGCGCAGCAACUUUGAAAAUUUCACAUCCAUCACACAAUAUGACGUGGAUCUUAAAUUUAAUAAUAUGCCCGCCUGGUUUGAGCUGUGGUCGACGCGUCUGGAUCAUCUGGUAUCCGCCCUGUCGGCCCACAAGGUGGAUAGCCUGCAUAUGAGCCAACAGAUUAACAUAACGAUGCACACGCCGCACGAUCAUUUUUGGUUAACUGUGGAGGUAAAUGGAGUCCAUUGGCGCAUAUAUCACAUACCGUUCCUCUACAGGCUCGACUCUAAGUUUGAUGCAUCGCACGAGUUGACCUAUGAUUCGGGCUUAAAGCGUUCCUGCUCAGUAAUCAAUGGAAUGAUCAAUUCAUUCGAUGAUUAUCUCAUUAAUCUGGCCGAGAUUGCUGCACAGCCGGAUUGCCUUACUCUGCUGGUGGCCGAUUGUUCCCCACUGCCGAAAAUGGCUGUUUUCCUAACCACUUCACCGGACGCUCAGAGCCUGGCCAGCAAUUACGGCCUACGUGUACACAUUGGCCCCAACUAUUUCAACAUACGUUCACGUGCCGGGAAUAGCAGUCAAGUGGAUGAGGCACCUGUCUUCAUUUACGUAAAUCAGGCACAAACACCACAUGAUGUGCGCCAGAAACCAUAUCAAUGGCCAAUCGAUGACAGUGACUACGCAUUUCGCGUGGAACUCAACGAACAAAACCUUCUGAUCGUCGAGUGCACCAAGUUAAGCGCCACCAUUCAAUUCGACUUGUACAACAUCUUGAAUUUCGAGAUUUUUGGCGUCUAUAAGCAUCAAAUGUGCGGUCUGUGCAGCAAGCCACUAAAUCGCAUGCAAAAUUACACACUGUGCGAUCUGGAUACGAGAGGGACACCGACACCGACAUCUACGCCGACGCCUGUGGGAAAUGUAUCUGAAGUACUUCUUACAUAGGGAUGAUUAUAAAGUAUAACU
Messenger RNA from Drosophila novamexicana, 4603 nucleotides. RefSeq lists its product as uncharacterized. The record is from RefSeq and is a predicted model, not a curated record. Gene Ontology annotation, biological process: lipid transport. Gene Ontology annotation, molecular function: lipid carrier activity. The transcript is spliced from 16 exons. Bases 167 to 4582 code for a protein of 1471 amino acids. Lineage: Eukaryota; Metazoa; Arthropoda; Insecta; Diptera; Drosophilidae.